AUGAAUAGUACGAGUUGUGGGACAUAUGACAGGGCUAGGGCGUACCCCGCAGGCGACGCGCAGGGGCAGCACCCGGCUCCUGUGGGAAGUGGGCAAGGGUUGUCGCACCUUACGGAGCGGGUGCGACGUAAGAGGCGAGCCCGGAGAGAGAAGAAUGUCAGAGUGAGGUUUGCAAGCUGGAAUAUAGGUACGAUGACUGGAAGAGGAAGAGAGUUAGCAGAUGUUUUGAAACGACGAAGAGUGAAUGUUGCCUGUUUGCAGGAAACAAAAUGGAAGGGCAAUAAAGCAAGAGAGAUUGGGGAGGGAUACAAGUUUUAUUAUUGUGGAAGUGAUGGGAAGCGAAAUGGAGUAGGAGUUGUGUUAGAUAGUGGAAUGAAAGAACGAGUGACAGAUGUGAAAAGAGUAAAUGACAGAAUGAUAGUUGUUAAAUUAAUGAUUGAAAACAAAGUAGUGAAUGUUGUAAGUGUGUACGCUCCGCAAACAGGCUGUGAAGAGAGUGUGAAAGAGAAGUUUUGGGAGGAAUUUGAUUGUAUGAUGAUGGGAAUACCUGAGCGUGAGGAUGUUUAUAUGGGAGGAGAUUUUAAUGGACAUGUAGGGAGAGUGAAUGACGGGUAUGAAAGAGUACACGGUGGAUGGGGGUACGGAGUGCGGAACCGUGAGGGGGAAGUUCUUCUGCAAGCAGCAUGUGCUUUCGACCUGGCUGUAGUAAACACGUGGUUCCAAAAACGAGAUCAGCAUCUUGUUACUUAUAAAAGUGGCCACCACGCGACACAGAUCGACUAUCUUCUGAUAAGACGGAACCAAAUCAAGAGUGUAAAAAACUGCAAAGUGCUUCCAGGUGAAGACUUAGUAUCCCAGCACCGAAUCCUGCUGGCUGACAUCUGCUUAACUGUUCGCCUCAACAAACAUAAGGAUCGUCCCCCACCCAAAAUAAAGUGGCAUUUGUUGCAUAAGGAGGGGUAUGCAAGUGAAUUUAGAGAGCUAGUUGUAAACAAGAUGAUAGAGAUGGGUGAUAUGGAAGGAAUGAGUGUGAAUGAGUGCUGGAAGGAAAUGGCUGAUUGUAUCCGAAGUGAGGCAAGGAAGGUGUUAGGAGAAACAAAAGGGAAGCGUAUGAUAGAUAAGGAUGGGUGGUGGUGGAGUGAAAGUAUUAGAGAAGUUUUGAGAGAAAAGAAAAAUGCCUUUAAAGAAUGGCAGAGCGUAGAAGACCAGAAUGAAUCCAUAAAAGAAAGUAAGAGAGGGGCGUAUAAAGAAUGUAAGAAGAGAGCGAAGAAGGAAGUUGCUAUUUGUAGGGCAGAGGCGCACGAUAAAUUAUAUCGGUCCCUUGAAAGCCCCGAAGGUCAAAAACGACUUUUUCAAAUUGCAAGAGCGAGAGAAAGGAAUGGAAGAGAUGUUUCACAUGUAAAAUGUAUAAAAGAUGAUUCUGGAAGGAUUUUGACUGACGAUGAAAGUAUAAAGAAGCGAUGGAAGGAGUAUUUUGAGAAAUUGAUGAAUGAGGAGAAUGAAUGGAAUGAAAUGCUUGAAAACCCACCAGUGAAUAUGGGCUUAGUGAGAGAAAUUAGUGUGGAAGAAGUAAAAAUGGCUGUUAGGAAUAUGAAGAAUGGGAAGGCGGUCGGCCCAGAUGGAAUACCAGUAGAAGUGUGGAAGUUGCUGAGGGCGGAUGGAUGGAAGUGGUUGAGUUUAUUUUUCGGUAAAUUGUUGCAGGAAGAACAAAUACCUGAGGAAUGGUGCAGUAGUAUACUGGUUCCCAUUUUUAAAAACAAAGGAGACGUUCAAAACUGCAGCAGUUACCGGGGAAUAAAGCUCAUGUCACAUACGAUGAAAGUCUGGGAAAGAAUAAUAGAGAGAAGAAUGAGAGAAGAGUGUGAGAUAACAUAA
Molecule: messenger RNA, 1875 nt
Organism: Parnassius mnemosyne (clouded apollo)
Lineage: Eukaryota; Metazoa; Arthropoda; Insecta; Lepidoptera; Papilionidae
Source: the annotation of a GenBank genome assembly